Molecule: messenger RNA, 1087 nt
Organism: Telopea speciosissima
Lineage: Eukaryota; Viridiplantae; Streptophyta; Magnoliopsida; Proteales; Proteaceae
Product: peptidyl-prolyl cis-trans isomerase CYP26-2, chloroplastic-like
Exons: 2
Coding region: 55-1077 (340 amino acids)
Biological process (GO): protein peptidyl-prolyl isomerization
Cellular component (GO): chloroplast
Molecular function (GO): peptidyl-prolyl cis-trans isomerase activity
Source: RefSeq, a predicted model, not a curated record
GCGCAACAGUUGAAGAGGCAGUGAGAGGCAGAGGAACCCAAAUAGCACUUGAAAAUGUGGCAAAACCCACGAAUUCUGCAAUCAUCAUCAUCUUAUCAAAUCCUUCGACCCCCACCAUGGUUACUGCUGCAUCAUCCACAGAGACAAGCCAUCUCUAUGCAUCAUUCUACUACCACACCCACACCCACAUCUACAUCUCCUCCCAUAUCCAAACACACCUGCUGCAGGCUCUCACGCCGGGACAUUGCAAUUCACAGUGGCUCUUCCUCACUUCUUCUCUUGUGGGCUCAGACCAUGGAGCCAUUCUGGUCAUCCAAGGCAUGGGCAGAGGAUUAUACUUCAAACGGUUAUCAAGGAGAAAGUAAUUUGAAAAAUAAUGGCUGCAACAACAGUACCCCUACACAGCGAGCCUUCCUUGACAUUUCCAUCGAUGGAAAGCCAGUGGGACGGAUUGUAAUUGGGCUUUAUGGUGUUGAUGUACCAAUUGGCACCACAAGGUUUUCCAAACUUGUAAGUGGAGCUGCAGGUAUCAGUUACAGGAGAAAGGAGUUUGUGAAGAUCAUGCCUAACUACAUUCAACAUGGAGGGUUAAGAUCAUAUGGUGUAGAUGUAGAACUUGCAAAGAAUACUGGGAGUGAAUUGGCUGCAGAUAGUCUUCUCAAGGAAUGGGAGAAGGUUUAUGAAGAAUGUCAGGGGACCAAGAAUUUGAGCGGCUCUGUGAGCAUUGUUGUCAGGGACCCAUCAAAACCACCUCCAAAAUUGAAGCUCAUUGCACGGAAAGGGAAAUUAGAGAUUGACCAAGAGGAAGUUGGGGUUAAUCCUAAUGGGACUGAGUUUGUGAUUACCACUAGAGAUGCUCCAGAACUUGAUGCUUCUUCACUGGUUGUUGGAAGAGUUUUAGAUGGAAUGGAUGUAGUGGAGAGAAUAGCUAGCGUGAAGACUGUGCAAGAGAACACAAGCUCUCCUUAUUUCAGGGUGGCAAAGUUGAUUGGAGAUAAGAGAGCUGUUGUUGCAGAGAGAGGCUUUAAUCGACCGUAUGCAAAGAUUGUUAUUACCAAUUGUGGCUUAAUUGAUUAGCAUUCAAAUC